CGUGGUUUGUGGUAGGGCAAUGGCGGCGACCUAGACUGGCACGGGGGUCUGGGUUUUGUGUGAUGUCUGUCCUGAGAUUGGGAGUCUUGUCCAGGCUUCUGCGUGAAAAGGUGGAAUCGGUGACAGGGCUUUGUCCACAAUGCAUGAAGGCGCUUGAAUUGGGAUGUCGAUGGAAUAGUGUGUAUAGGUGGUCUUCUUCUGCCAAGCCAAAAAAUGAAGCAAGUGAACGCAGCAGUAGGACAGAUCUACUGGAAGUUUUAGAGACCCGGGUCGAGCAGUUGCAAGCUGAAGAAGCCCUUUCUGUGUCGGAGGGUAGGAAUGCUACACCUUCACAGAGUACAAAGUCCCUCUCUCCCAUUCACAAGGAAGAAGAAAAGGGAGACUUGAAACAUGCUCCCCAAACUCCAAAGCGUUGGAUGGAAAAACUAAUAUCUGAACAGAAAACAAUGCAUCUGAGACAAGGUCGGCUGGAUAAGAAUAACUUACGUACUAAACGGAAGCAUCUACAGACUUUAGAGUGUAAAAGCAACUUUGAGAUAAAAUUUAAAAGAUGUCACUCUAAACUGAAACCGUCUGUCACACCACCUGCAGAGGGCACUGGAGAGAAGGAGAUGCUGAAGACAAAAUCUAACAUGUAUAAGAGCGUCACCAGGGAAACAACACUACAGGACAAAGAGGGUAACCGUUAUGGUGGCAUUCAGCUGAAUAUCCUUUGUUUUAUGGAGACCUGCAUAUUUUUGGGACACUUGGAUAAAGCCCUUAACUGUCUGAGUUAUUAUCACCAAAGCAUAGCACGACGCAGCCUGCUCUCCACAGCUAUGUACAACUUGCUAAUUAAAGGCUUUGCCAAACAGGGCUCUUUGUCUUAUAUAGGGCAGGUCUUCAGUAUGUUGGAGGAGGCGGGGGUGAAGCCAAAUAUCAGCUCCUAUGCAGCAACCCUGGAGUGCAUGGGCCGCAGGGACUGUAAUGCCAAGGCUAUUAAGAGGUGUUUGAAUCAAAUGAAGAAAGACGGCUUUUCCACUGACCAGCUGUUUCAGGAUUAUCCAUACCAAGAUGACGAGAAAGACAUGGUGCUUAAAGCCUUGAACACAGUCAACCCACACUUUGAGCCGCCCACUAGACCGAAAAUCACCUGCAACUCCCCUCUUGUUGCUGAAUUUUACAGUAAGGACUCUCCCUCGCUAUAUCCUAAGCUUGAUUUCAACGUAUCUGAGCUGCAUAGUUGGUUUGAGGAGCAACUGAAUGUAGAGAGCAGUGACACAAUAACUAUCAAUUCUGUAGAAUCCUCCAAGCCAGUUUCAGAAGGAAGAAAUGAAGCGAGGGAUCAGCUGGAUUCUCUGCACUCUCACUGGAGAAAAGCACUGCUCGACGCUUUCCAUGACUCCAAGAAUCACCUGGAAUGGAUCAGCAGGAAGUCACGCAAAAUAAACCUGUACCCGUUCCUCUGUCUACUGGAAGAGGAACAGUAUGUGGAAAUCAUGCUGCAGUCCCUCACCCGCAUGCCUCCUACUGGUGAAUCAUUCCUUUUGAUGUCUCGGGAACUGGGAUCCAAGAUCUACAACAGAUUCUCAAUUCGCAGGAAGUUGAAGGGACAACACUUAGACAAGAUUAGACAUUUAUACAUGGAAUAUUGCCAACUCCUGGCUAAAGAUGGGCAGGUGUCAGAAGUCUUGCCGCGGGAGAUGUGGGAGCAGCUGGAAGAACAGCAUUUUGGUGGCUCUUGUCUGCUUAACAUGGACACUCCAUGGCCGAACUCUUUGCUAGUGCAGUUGGGGACUCAUCUGGUUGACAUGAUGGUGCAAGAGAUAAAAAUACAAAACAACCUAUUAAGUCCUCGGAGUGAAACAAAGCUCAUCCCUGUGCUGUACCAUAUGUACUCCUUCCGUAGCACCCGCCAGAUUGGACUAAUAAAGCCACAUCCCAUAUUCAGCCAGUUAUUGCUGGAUGCAGGUGAUACCAGCCUCACCUUUGAGUCAUCUGUUAUGCCGAUGUUGUGCCCACCAGUGCCAUGGACAUCUCCGCGUUUUGGAGCUUACCUACUGACCCCUGCCAAACUUAUGCGCUGUACAGAAGGUGCUGUGCAACAUCAGUUACUGUUGGAGAAAAGUCCUCCAGGCCAACUGCACCCAGUACUUGACUCGCUCAACCAGCUUGGCUUGUGUGCAUGGCGCAUCAACCAGCCUGUGCUGGAUAUCAUCAUAUCUAUAUUCAAUGAAAAAGGCUGUGAAAAACUUGACAUCCCACCUCCUCUUUCUGAGGCUCCUCAAUUGCCUGUGCAGCCCUAUGGAGAUCUGGCCUCAUGGGAUAAGAUGGCGCACCAGCGAGAACUAUCUCGUUGUCGGAAAAAAUCAGCCGAAAUGUACAGUCUGCGCAUGGAUGCACUGUAUAAGUUAUCUGUUGCAAAACACUUGCGGGACCAGAUCUUUUGGUUUCCUCACAACAUGGACUUCCGUGGACGCACUUACCCAUGCCCACCCUACUUUAAUCAUCUGGGCAGUGAUGUAACAAGAGCUCUGUUACUUUUCGCUGAGGGUCAGCAGCUGGGCCCACAGGGCUUUAGUUGGUUAAAGACCCAUCUCAUUAACCUGACUGGGCUCAAAAAGAGAAAUUCAAUAAGGGAAAGACAAGAUUAUGCUGAAGAGAUAAUGGAAGAGAUACUGGAUUCUGCAGAUCGCCCACUCACUGGCAGAAGGUGGUGGAUGGAAGCAGAUGAGCCCUGGCAGGCACUAGCUUGCUGUAUGGAGAUUGCAAAGGCCUCUCGUUCCCCUGAUCCUACAAAAUACAUCUCCCACUUCCCUGUGCACCAGGAUGGUUCAUGUAAUGGUCUCCAGCAUUAUGCUGCCCUGGGAAGAGAUGAGAUUGGAGCAAGGUCUGUGAAUCUGAUGCCCUCUGAAAUCCCGCAGGAUGUGUAUAGUGGAGUAGCGCAGCAGGUGGAGGCAUUUCGGAAAAGAGACGCACAACAUGGUGUGAGAAUUGCUCAGGUCUUGGAUGGAUUCAUCGGUCGUAAGGUGGUGAAGCAGACAGUAAUGACGGUGGUGUAUGGAGUGACUCGGUAUGGGGGCCGGCUCCAGAUAGAGAAGAGAUUACGCGAACUGGAAUCCUUUCCACAGGAGUAUGUGUGGGAGGCAUCCCAUUACCUUGUCCAGCAGGUGUUCAGCAGCCUGAAAGAGAUGUUCUCUGGAACAAGAGAGAUCCAGCUCUGGCUGACAGAAAGUGCUCGCAUGAUUUCAAAGUCAGGAAGCACAGUAGAGUGGCUUACACCUCUAGGCCUACCCAUAAUACAACCCUACCACCGUAACAAGCAAAUGAUGUUUCACAGCAACUUGCAAAUGGUCAAUCUACAGAACAGCCAUGAUGCUGAUGAGCGUCCGGACACCAUGAAGCAGAAAAAUGCCUUCCCCCCAAACUUUAUCCACUCCCUGGAUUCCACACACAUGAUGCUCACUGCCCUGCACUGCUACAAGCAUGGCCUUACUUUUGUGUCUGUUCAUGACUGUUUUUGGACCCACGCACACACUGUGGAUAUAAUGAACAAGGUGUGCCGAGAACAGUUUGUAGCCCUGCACAAGCAACCAAUAUUACUGAACCUGUCAGAAUUCUUGCUGAAGAAAUACUGCCCAAAUGUCAUGUCAGAUGGUAAAAACAAAAGAUCCCCUGAGAAUCUCAGAAUGAUGCUCCAUUUCAACAAAGUUCCUGAAACUGGGAAAUUUGACCUGGAUAAAGUAAAGGAUUCUACAUACUUUUUUAGCUGAUCUAAAUGUGCUGCCUGUUACAUAACUGUCCAGCAGGGGUCACCAUUUACACGUACUGGGAGCAGUGAACUGAGCAGAGCACUGCAUCACUAGCAGUGAUUUUGUCUAUACUUCCUGUGGAAGCUGGUCAUAUAUUUAAUAGCCAUGGGUGUGCUGAAGCCUUUGUGUAUGCCAAUCAGCUUGUACAUUUUUGGGGUGUAAAUCACUGUAAAUAAAGCACAGCUGUUUUA
Messenger RNA from Bombina bombina (fire-bellied toad), 3982 nucleotides. RefSeq names its product RNA polymerase mitochondrial (gene POLRMT). Gene Ontology annotation, cellular component: mitochondrial DNA-directed RNA polymerase complex. The transcript has 21 exons. Gene Ontology annotation, molecular function: DNA-directed RNA polymerase activity; mitochondrial promoter sequence-specific DNA binding; protein binding. Lineage: Eukaryota; Metazoa; Chordata; Amphibia; Anura; Bombinatoridae. Gene Ontology annotation, biological process: mitochondrial transcription. Bases 63 to 3752 code for a protein of 1229 amino acids. The record is from RefSeq and is a predicted model, not a curated record.